AAGCACUCCCGGCAGACGUCCGCGGACGCCCGCUGUUUUCACGCGCGCCCACCUUUGCGCACACGGUUACGCUAGGAAAAGGCAGCUGACAGUCUUGUUAUCGACGCGGCAGCUCAAAACCGCGCAUCAGCCCAGCCGCACGAGUUUUUGGCCCGCCGCGCCCAAGGCCGCCUCCGCCGCCUCCGCCGCGCCCAAGGCCGCCCCUCCGCCAUGGCUACCACUUACAAGCCGCGCGGCGCAGCGUCCGCGAAAACGCCGCCGCCGCGCGAUGCCCACAAAAAAACACGCAGGUACCUCAACACCGUCCGCUCGACGCUCGACGCCGCCCUCUGCCUGAGGAACUUCCCAUCGCAACUCGUAGAAAGGCACAACAAGCCCGAGGUCGAGGUACGCGGCAGCAAGGAGCUACUCCUCAACCCGAUCACGAUCGCGCGCACGGACCAGGAGCGGUGCCUCAUCGAGGGCUCGGUAAACUCGGUAAGGGUCUCGUUCGCGAUCAAGCAGGCCGACGAGAUCGAGAAGAUCCUCUGCCACAAGUUCACGCGCUUCCUGGCGCAGCGGUCCGAGCAGUUCGUGAUCAUGCGGCGGAAGCCGUGCCCGGGCUACUCGAUCUCGUUCCUCAUCACGCAUUCUCACCUGGAGCGGAUGUGGAAGGAGAAGCUCGUCGACUUCGUGAUCACCUUCAUGGAGGAGAUCAACAAGGAGAUCUCGGCGAUGCGCAUCGCGCUGAACGCGCGGGCGCGCGUCGUCGCGGAGACGUUCCUCCAGGACUUCGCGGCCUAGGAGUGAGGGGCGGUUGCCUAAGUAUGUGUGAAAAUA
Messenger RNA from Pelagomonas calceolata, 819 nucleotides. Lineage: Eukaryota; Pelagophyceae; Pelagomonadales; Pelagomonadaceae. The record is from the annotation of a GenBank genome assembly.